AUACCACCGUUUACAUACUUGCAUGAAGUGAACUCAUCCUGGCUUAUGGACAGAGGCAUUGAAUACCAAUUCCUUCAUCUAAUGAGUGGUCAUUUCAAUUUCACGUAUCGUCUCAUUAGAUGUUAUGCAAUGGGCGCUAAACAGGCAAACAAUACCUGGACUGGCCUUUUGGGACUUAUUAAUCAAACGAUGGCUGACAUAGCGUUAGGCGGUAUAUCCCUAACCGAUGAGCGGUCAGAUGCGGCCCAUUUCUCGCAGCCACACAUUCAAACGGGCUGUAUCGAUAGUGACGUGAGAGACAAUUUUAUGGACAUCAAGUGGUUAGUGGUUAAUACGGCUCUCCGUCAACAAUGUCCUGUAUGUAUACCACACAGACUGCGGCUACUGAUGGUGUUUUGGCUAUUGGCUACUCUUGUACUCACAUCCAGUUAUAGCGGCUGUUUGUACUCAUUGAUGGCUUUUCCCACCCGUACGAAGACUAUCAAUACGGUGGAAGAGUUGGCCACCGCUCAAUCACAGCAUACAAUACAAGUAAUGGCCACAAAGAAUGGCGCAUAUUAUAAUAUGAUUAUGAAAUCUAAUACAGGGGUUGGGAUGGAGUUAAAAAAGGGGUUGAAAGGUGUGUCCAAUACUAUUGCGGGCAUUAAUAUGAUUGCGAAGAGCGACAAACAAUUGGCCCAAAUAUCGUUUCGUGAGGCACUCAUAUACAACAUGUAUAAGUCGGGCGCCACUCGGCUUCAUAUACCGCCCGACACCGACGAGUCUACACUAUUCAUGGAUCUGUUAACAGUUGGCUUUCGCAAAGACUUUCCAUAUAAAAAUGAAAUUAAUAAAUUCAUAUCAGGUGUGAAAAAGUCUGGACUCAUGGACUUUUGGAAAGUGAGCGAAAUGCGAAGAAUCAUAUCAGGUGUGAAAAAGUCUGGACUCAUGGACUUUUGGAAAAUACCGCCGUUUGUAUAUUUACGUGAAGUAAACGGCACAUGGAUUAUGAACAGAGGCAUUGAGGCUGAGCUCCUGCACCUCAUGAGCCGUAUGGAGUUGAAAAGAUAUACCCGCAGUUUGACCUGUUGUUAUGUACCUGACUUGAGAAGCCCGAUUAACGAGAUUGUAUUGCGACAGAAUUCAAGUCUUCCACUUAUACCCGGCUCAUUGCGACCCGUGUUUACGGGCUGGUUGUGGGCGUGUCUGGUGCUCACCUCCAGCUAUAGUGGGUGUCUAUACUCUCUCAUGUCUUUCCCAACCCGUGUUAAGACCAUUAAUACAGUGGAAGAGUUGGCCGAAGCGCAGAGGGAGCACAGAGUUCGGGUGAUUGCCACCACCAGCGAUGCUUAUUAUGAGGCUGACAUUGGUUUGUCGGGUAUAAGCGUAACAGAGCAGCGCCGGGAAGUGUCUGAGUUUACUGAAUCUCAUUUCAUAACUGCGUUAUUUGCGAUUAUAAUCUCUAUAUAUCUCAUACAACACGUGCGAUACGAUGGAUGCAAAAUAAGUAUAAAGUGGACGGUUGUAGAGAUUGUAUUGCGACAGAAUUCAAGCCUUCCACUUAUACCCGGCUCAUUGCGACCCGUGUUUACGGGCUGGUUGUGGGCGUGUCUGGUGCUCACCUCCAGCUAUAGUGGGUGUCUAUACUCUCUCAUGUCUUUCCCAACCCGUGUUAAGACCAUUAAUACAGUGGAAGAGUUGGCCGAAGCGCAGAGGGAGCACAGAGUUCGGGUGAUUGCCACCACCAGCGAUGCUUAUUAUGAUAUGAUCAGGAACUCAAAGACAGGUUUAGGUCAGUAUUUGGCGAGUGAUUUGAUUGGCAGCGAAACCGACGGCAAAGCUGUGGACGCCGUGAAGACUAGCGAUAAGGAGUUGGCGUUCAUUACGUUUCGCGAGGCCUUACAGUACGAAAUGCUUAAGUCGGGCGCCGAUAGCUUUUACAUACCGCCCGAGUCCGAGGAUUCUGUACUGUUUCGCGAUAUACUUGCGGUUCCCAUGCGUAAGGACUUUGAGCACAAGAUCGCUGUCAAUAGAUUCAUAGCGUCGGUUAAAAAGUCCGGUUUUAUAGACUAUUGGAGAGCUGUUGAGAUGAGACAGAUAUCCAUUGACUUCAAUGCAAUUCAUACAUACAUUGACAUGAAUUCAAAUGUAAAUCAAGACAAUCACAACUUCAUACCAAUAUAUUUAUCGCAAUUAAAUAGCGCUAUAUUUGCUUUCAUGAUCGAUUGUGUGCAACAAAAUAUUCUUAAAAAGAAAUAA
Molecule: messenger RNA, 2238 nt
Organism: Medioppia subpectinata
Lineage: Eukaryota; Metazoa; Arthropoda; Arachnida; Sarcoptiformes; Oppiidae
Source: the annotation of a GenBank genome assembly